AACCGGAACCGGAAAAAGCCGACGAGGAAGAAAGAAAGCAGAAAGAGGGAAUUCAAACACCGUCUGAAAACAAUUUUAAACUUGUCGUUUGUUCUCACAGAAUGCAGAGGACGUCCCGCUUGAAGCGUGAACUUCAGAUGCUGAGCACCGAACCUCCUCCUGGAGUAACAUGCUGGCAGACCAAGGAACGCAUCGACGAGCUCCGAGCACAGAUCAUCGGUGGAUCAGGAACUCCAUAUGAAGGUGGACUCUUCUCUCUGGAGAUCAACGUCCCAGAGAGGUACCCUUUUGAGCCCCCAAAAAUACGCUUUCUGACCCCCAUCUAUCAUCCAAAUAUUGACAGCUCAGGUCGUAUCUGCCACGACGCUCUCAAACUCCCGCCAAAGGGUGCCUGGAAACCAUCUCUGAACAUCUCUACAGUUCUCUCCUCCAUUCAGGUGCUCAUGGCUGAGCCUAAUCCAGAUGAUCCACUCAUGGCUGAUAUCUCGUCGGAGUUCAAAUACAACAAAGUGCUGUUUGUGGACAAAGCCAGGAAGUGGACGCAGGAACACGCUGUUCAGAAAAACACGGACGUCGUGGAGGGCAACAAAGAAAACACCCCGGAUCAGAGGAGUUCGUCACGCAAGAGAGAAUCAGUGGGUUCACAGGAGGAGGGAGAGGAGUCGGCGAAGAAAACCUGUGUGUAGUUUUCUCCUGAAUACCCCGUCAAUGUCAAGUAUUCCCCUGAAAUUGAUGGUUCAGGUUUUUGAAGUGUGGUUGUAUGAGACUCGCAUAUUUAAGUCCUUGAUGUCGUAAGAGUGUGUUUGUCUUGUUGCUCCAACAUCGAUUUCCAGACUGCAUACUCUCCCACGCCAGAGUCCAUAGAGAAAAUCUUCAUUUUUACACCACAGCACACGAGAUGUUGAUCCACUUCUGUCUCCAUAUUAUUAUAUAAUAUAUAAUAUUUUGUAAAUUUGGUGUUUGAAAUCAAUGUUCAGAUUUAACUCAAUCACACAAAGUGACCACACGAGGCAGCGGAGGACCAGCAGGCCCUGUGUUCCCAUGAGCUAUAACCUCUGAUUUUCUCUAUGGACUUUGUUGUGGGGACAGUGAUUGAUUAGUAAACUUUAGUCUUCAGUCAAAAUAAGAUGGGAUAAAGUGGUGAAAGUGUUUUAUGGUUAUUAUAAUUAUUACUUUGGCUUUUUUUUCCCAGUUUUAAAACAAAAUCAACCACAAGGGUGUGCUCACAGCACAGUUGUUGCUGACCUUACCAGUAUGUGACACAACCACACUUCAGAAUAAACAAAAUACCAACAUUUAAUAUUUUCUUAAUUCAGAGAUACAUAUGCUUAUUUAUAUUUGUGUUGUGAUAUUAAAGUUUCUUUCAUAACUCAA
Molecule: messenger RNA, 1374 nt
Organism: Solea senegalensis (Senegalese sole)
Lineage: Eukaryota; Metazoa; Chordata; Actinopteri; Pleuronectiformes; Soleidae
Gene: ube2t
Product: ubiquitin-conjugating enzyme E2T (putative)
Exons: 7
Coding region: 102-686 (194 amino acids)
Source: RefSeq, a predicted model, not a curated record